Molecule: messenger RNA, 1317 nt
Organism: Trifolium pratense (red clover)
Lineage: Eukaryota; Viridiplantae; Streptophyta; Magnoliopsida; Fabales; Fabaceae
Product: protein OS-9 homolog
Exons: 8
Coding region: 132-1034 (300 amino acids)
Biological process (GO): retrograde protein transport, ER to cytosol; endoplasmic reticulum unfolded protein response
Cellular component (GO): endoplasmic reticulum lumen
Source: RefSeq, a predicted model, not a curated record
GUCGAAGCAACAUAACAUUGAAGCUGAGAUCUUUGAAUGUUAUUGUUAAGACGAAGCUGAAGCAGCAUUAGAAUCGCGUUUUUGUAUGUAUAGGUGUCAGAGGUUUAAGAAAGAAAAUAAAAAAAAAUAAAAUGAGGUCAUUGUUUUUGUUGUUGAUCGCUUUGUCUUUCAGCUAUGUCUUUGGUGAACAGAUUUUCCCUGUUCAUAUCGGUAGUAUAUUUGGUGGUGGUGGUGGUGGUGGUAGUGGUGUUAGUAGUGGCAGCUCUCGUGAACCCAAAUACAAGAUCGAAUUCCACCCUGAAGAAUCCCCUUUUCACCCUGAUGGUGACCAGGAAUCUUUAGUUGUACCAGAUAAAAAUGGACAGAAAUUUAUAUGUUACUUGCCUAAGGUGGAAAAGGAAAAAAGUGGAAAGCCUCUUAUCCAGCACAAUGUUAGCAGCAUGAUUGUUGAAACUGAGAAAAGGGUUAAACAGAAGACACCAGAUGAACUGUUAGAAAUAUUGAAGGGUCCAUGCUUUCUCAGACAAGAAGGUUGGUGGUCUUAUGAGUUUUGCUAUCAAAAGAAGUUGCGACAACUGCAUUUGGAGGAUGACAAGGUAGUCCAGGAGUUUGUCUUGGGUGUGUAUGAUUCGGAAGCAACAGCUGCAUUUAACCAAAAUCUUUCUGACAUUUCUACAUUUAAGGAUCCCCGCUCAAAGGAUGCUUCACAAAGGUAUCAUGCUCACCAAUAUACUAAUGGAACCACAUGUGAUCUUACGAAUAAACCAAGAGAGACUGAGGUGAGGUUUGUUUGUUCUGAACCCAGAGCAAUGAUCAGUUCAAUCACAGAGAUUUCAACUUGCAAGUAUGCACUUACAGUUCAUGUCCCUACGCUAUGCAAGCACCCACUGUUUCAAGAGGAGAGACCAAUAUGGUACACCAUUGACUGUAAUGUGCUUCCAAAAGAUUACAAGGAUGCUAAAGUGAGACCAGAAAAUGGAGAUAUGGAGAUUGUUAUGGUCACAGAUUCAGAAAUUAAUGAUUCAAAACAAUGAUGUAAAUAUACACAAUGUGGACAGGUAAAAAGAGAAAGAAAAGGAUGUAGUCAGCAUGUAUGAUCUAACAAUGAACAAAAAGCGACAUUUGAUCACGCUCUUUCUACAAGCCUUCCUUCCUAACAGUGGAUAGACAGUGCUUUUUAAUCUUUCAUUAUAUCAGAUUUCUAGAGAUGUAUAUUUCAUCUUAUGGAAACUCUUGGAGCAUAUGCAAGAUUUGUAUUUUCUUCUGCGCAUAUUGUUAUUAUUUGGAAAUAAGAAGAAAAACCAUAUUAUCUGUGAA